UCUGUGUCAGACCCAAAGCGGAGUAAAAUAAUAAUUCCUAUUUAUUAGCAAAAAUAGUGGUGAAUUAUUAUUAAAAUGGUGUCGCGAAGUCUCACGGAAGUCUUCGUGCUAAUGCGCAACAAUGCUAUCCACAGUCGGCAGUUGUUUUCGGAACAGAAUGAGUCAGAACGGGUCAGGCUCAUGCGCAGCAACUCCAACGACAUGGAGGCGGGGAUGGAGAUACGGUCCGAGAAUGCGCCGCCGCCCUGGACGGAUGCUUUAGAGGAGGCUCAUUAUAUUAUCACUAGGCUAAGGACAAAACUAUCGGAACUCCAAUCAUGCCACUCCCGCCAGAUCCGAAGACCAGCUUUAGACGACACCGGAGAGCAGGAACAUAUAGGCAGACUGACGACCGAGAUCGGCAGACACUUUACACACGCGUAUACCCAUCUAACGGCUAUCAAAGCUCAAGUUAGACAUGGUAACAAAACGGAGCAAAAACUAGCAACGAACGUAGUUUUAGCACUAGUAACCACGCUCCAAGAACUAAGUGUCACCUUCCGGACAGCCCAGUCCAACUAUCUCAAAUCACUCACUUCUAGAGAAGAACGGUCAAACGCCUACUUCGAUCUACCCAACUUCGAAGAACUAAGUCUAGAAGAUGACAACUUACUACCAGAUCUUACCAACAAUCAGACGGACUUGCUUUUCUCACUACCAAGCACAUCAGGUACACAGAAAAAUAAUUUCAUCGAUGACUACGAACAGCAAGCUGAUUUUGAGAAGCCUUCGCUUAAUCAAAAGCAGUUAUUGUUAAUGCAAGAGGAAAAUACUAGAAUGGUAGCGGAGAGGGAGCAAGAAGUCAAUAAAAUUGUGCGGUCCAUAGUAGAUUUGAAUGAAAUUUUCAAAGAUUUAGGACAUAUGGUACACGAGCAGGGAACUAUACUAGAUAGGAUAGAUUAUAACAUUGAGGCUACGCAAGUACAAGUACAAGAAGGCUACAAACAGUUGCAGAAGGCGGAGAGGUAUCAGAGGAAAAAUAGAAAAAUGCAUUGUAUAUUAGUUUUAGCUGUUAUGAUUAUUAUUUUGGUGGUGUUAUUGAUUAUUGUUAAGAGUUAGUUGUUGUUUUAAUUUUGUUGAGAAAUCUAUGAGAGUAUUUUUUACACUAUUUAUGUAAACAUUUUCACAAGCUUUCGUUUAACUGGCAGUAUAUUUUUCAAUAUUUAAUUUACAUACCUACAUAUUAAUUACACGUAAUUAUAUAUAAUUAGUGUAAAAAUUACACACAUAGAAUUGUUUUCAAAGUCUAUAGGCACAGAAAAAUCAAAGGUUCAACAUUGCCUUAUAUUGCGUAGAUAAAUUCGAAAUAAAAUUACCCUACCAUUUUUUUAAUGUAAUAUUUCAUUAAUUUGUCGUCCAUGAUUUUUAUUACAAUAGAUAUUACACAUUAAAAAAUACACAUGUAAUUAUGAACUUAUAGGCACGCCACAGAUAGUCCCUGACAAACUGACAGAUCUGACAGGUUGCAUACAAAUCUUUUUUAAGAUUAUGAAUUUUUCAGACUGUCUGUUGCCGGCCUAAUGUGUACUCGUAUGAUCUAUUUAAUUAAAUAAUGGACGUUGUUGAUCGGACUAAUUUACGUAGCUAAUCCAGCACAUGAGUUUUUAAGCUCAAUCAAAAUCAUUCCUUUGUAAGUAUUCAUUUAAAUUGUAGAAAAUAUUUAUUUUUAACCCUGUAAGUAGUUUAUUAUGGUGUUCUUCCGAACCCGACUGCAAAUUAUAAAGCUUUUGAAUAGUCGCGUUGGUAAAACUACCUUUAACUUUUGGUGUCAACUAUUUUAAUCAAAAACCUAUUUCUGCAAAAUUAUUGUGUAAAUUUCUCGCACGCGAUUCUAGUCUUUACUUUAGCUAUCAUGUAUUUGAAUUGUUAUAUUGAUUACUAAAUAAAUGUAGAUACUUGCCGCCAAAUUGUACCAAAAACAUCCGAAGGAAAAAAAUGGUAUUUCCUGUAAGUCGUAUCUGAGCAUUUCUUUUUUUUUUUGCCACUUUUAUGAAGUGUGAUAUUUUUGAAAAAAAAAAAUGCUAUUUCUACUCAGAAUUACUAGCUUUUUCAA
This is a messenger RNA of Leguminivora glycinivorella, 2092 nucleotides long. RefSeq names its product syntaxin-16 (gene Syx16). Bases 76 to 1098 code for a protein of 340 amino acids. Gene Ontology annotation, biological process: vesicle-mediated transport; intracellular protein transport; vesicle fusion. The transcript is spliced from 4 exons. The record is from RefSeq and is a predicted model, not a curated record. Lineage: Eukaryota; Metazoa; Arthropoda; Insecta; Lepidoptera; Tortricidae. Gene Ontology annotation, cellular component: SNARE complex; membrane; endomembrane system. Gene Ontology annotation, molecular function: SNAP receptor activity; SNARE binding.